Molecule: messenger RNA, 819 nt
Organism: Lolium perenne
Lineage: Eukaryota; Viridiplantae; Streptophyta; Magnoliopsida; Poales; Poaceae
Source: RefSeq, a predicted model, not a curated record
AUGGCCCACAGGUGGCCCGAACCGCCGGGACGCCGCAAAACUGGGGGCAGCCACCACGCGCCCGCCGCGCCGAGGCACCCGCCAGAUCCAUGGACCUCCACGCAACCGCUGCGUCGAGGCACCGCCCGGCCGCCAACCACCCACGCGCAGCCCGGACGCCGCAGCCGGCGAGGCGAAGACGUGCACCGGGGCCGCCGCCCCGGCAUCCCCACCUCCGGCGAGAGGACAUGCCAGCAUCGGGCAUCUCCUCCACCUCCACCCUUCAGGAGCCGCACCUCAACCCGUCCGAGCCCGCCCGGGCCCGCAGAACGGCCCGUCCUGGGCAAACCCGGCGCGCCGCCAUCCGCCGCCGCACACGGCAGCUCGCCGGCCGCCGCACGCAGCAAGCACACCCGCCGCCACGCCAACGUGGCCGCCCGCAGCAGCCCCCAAGGACCGCCCAGCAGCCCGUGGCCUCCAACAUCGGCCCGCCCCGCCGCCGGAAGCACGCCGCGCGCGCGAGGAUGCGCCGAAGAACCGCCUUCCCGGGGGCCGCCGCCCCGCGUCCGCGCCAGAUCCGGCCGCGCCGACCCCAGCCAGCCCAGCAGCCCUUCCGCCGCCGAGGACCCGAAGGGCGCCGCCGCCGCGCCUAGCGCCCACCCCCGCGCCGCGACGCGAGACGAGGUCCCCGCCGCCGCCCACAGCCGCACGAGCUUUGCCCGUCGGAGCGCUCCGGCGGCGGCGGAGGGGGGGAGGCGGAGGGGGCGGCCGAGCCCGGCGGCUAGGGUUUCGCCACCCGAGUCGCCCGAGCGGGACGACGCGGGGUCAUUAACCGUUUAG